Molecule: messenger RNA, 762 nt
Organism: Acanthosepion pharaonis
Lineage: Eukaryota; Metazoa; Mollusca; Cephalopoda; Sepiida; Sepiidae
Source: the annotation of a GenBank genome assembly
AUGUUGUUCGUUGUGACUCUUCGGCGCCAAAUCGGUAAUGCCAAAACACAUAUCUGCGCCCCUUGGUUCCAUUCAGUAGCACUCUGCUAUCGCCUUAUCUAUCUAUCUAUCUAUCUAUCUAUCUAUCUAUCUAUCUAUCUCUGUUUUCGUCUAUCUAUCUAUCUAUCUAUCUAUCUAUCUAUCACUGCUUUCGUCUAUGUGUGCAUGUAUGUAUGUAUCUAUCUAUCUAUAACUUUAAAAACUUUUCUUUAUUUCUUUAUCUAUUUCUCUCUUUUUCUUUCUUUCUUUCUUUCUUUUUUCUUAUCGUUUUUAUUUCUUUCUUUAUCAUUUUUCAUUUUCUUUUUUCUUCCUUUUCUUUCUAUAUACUUUCCUCUGUUUACUUUUUCUUUCUUUCUUUACUCCUUCUUUUACUCUUUCUUUCUUUUUAACCACUUUUUUCUUCUUUUCUUUCUUACUCCCUUUUAUUAUUCUUUUUUUUUUCUUUCUGUAAUCAAUUUUAUCUUUUUCUUCGUUUUUUCAUUUAUUCCAAAUUUCUUUCACGCAUUUUUCUAUUUAUUUCAUUCAUUAAAACCUACAUUAAUUUCUUUCUUUCUUAUUCCUUUCUUUAUCGUUGUUUUCAUCCUUCGUCUUUCUUUUGUUUCUGUAAUCUUUCACGUUUAUUUUUUGCCACUCAUUUUUUUUUCUUCUCAAGUUUCCUUCUACACCCCUUUUCUUCUUCCUCAAUUUGUUUCCUUUAAAACAUUAUUAUCAUUGUCAUUGUGA